This is a messenger RNA of Xiphophorus hellerii (green swordtail), 3566 nucleotides long. RefSeq names its product calcium/calmodulin-dependent protein kinase (CaM kinase) II delta 2 (gene camk2d2). Lineage: Eukaryota; Metazoa; Chordata; Actinopteri; Cyprinodontiformes; Poeciliidae. Gene Ontology annotation, molecular function: calcium/calmodulin-dependent protein kinase activity; calmodulin binding; ATP binding. Gene Ontology annotation, biological process: protein phosphorylation. The record is from RefSeq and is a predicted model, not a curated record. The transcript is spliced from 22 exons. Bases 395 to 2056 code for a protein of 553 amino acids.
CACAGUUGGUGGUAGGUGCGGUAGUGCGGCGUCUGAUGUGUGCAUAAAGACAACACUCAGCAGCAGGACGAACACGCUCGGAAGACACCGAAAUGCACACAAAAUGCUGCGUCCACGAGCUGUGACCAGCCGCUGGAUGUGAAGAAAAUAACCAAACACCGGGGGAAAAUAACCUUUGAAGCGCGCGCGCGCUGGCAGCGUUCUUGCAGCAGAUUCCAGUAGACAUAGAUCCUGCUGAUGCGCUUUCGCUGUGCAUGAAUCCCUCUGUUUGGUUUGCACGUUCAGUACAAAACCGAGCGGCAUUGACGACUCUGUGGAGCCUGUGAGUGCACCUUAUCCGCCUCUCUGUACACCUACACCCCCCCCCUCUACACUCCGUGGCACCUGCUUCAGGAUGGCCUUAACGAUCUGCACGCGAUUCACCGACGAAUAUCAGCUGUUCGAGGAGCUGGGGAAGGGAGCAUUCUCUGUGGUCAGGAGGUGUGUGAAGAUUUCAUCUGGACAGGAGUAUGCUGCUAAAAUUAUCAACACCAAGAAGCUUUCUGCCAGAGAUCAUCAAAAGCUGGAGAGAGAGGCAAGGAUUUGUCGUUUACUAAAGCACCCGAAUAUCGUAAGACUCCAUGACAGCAUAUCAGAAGAGGGUUUCCACUAUCUGGUGUUUGAUCUGGUGACAGGCGGAGAGCUGUUUGAGGACAUCGUAGCCAGGGAGUACUACAGUGAAGCUGAUGCCAGCCACUGCAUACAGCAGAUCCUGGAGAGUGUCCAUCACUGCCAUGUUAAUGGGAUUGUUCACAGGGAUUUGAAGCCUGAGAACCUUCUGUUGGCCAGUAAGCUGAAGGGGGCGGCGGUCAAGUUGGCUGACUUUGGGCUGGCUAUCGAGGUACAGGGGGACCAACAGGCAUGGUUUGGUUUUGCCGGCACCCCUGGGUACUUAUCCCCAGAGGUCCUGAGGAAAGACCCUUAUGGGAAACCAGUUGAUAUGUGGGCCUGUGGUGUGAUUUUGUACAUCCUGCUUGUGGGCUACCCUCCUUUUUGGGAUGAAGAUCAACAUCGCCUCUACCAACAAAUCAAGGCAGGGGCCUAUGAUUUUCCAUCCCCAGAGUGGGACACUGUAACUCCUGAGGCCAAAGAUCUCAUUAACAAGAUGCUAACUAUCAACCCCAGUAAGCGCAUCACCGCUGCAGAGGCCCUCAAACACCCCUGGAUCUGCCAACGGUCCACUGUAGCCUCCAUGAUGCACAGGCAGGAGACUGUGGAGUGCCUGAAGAAAUUUAAUGCAAGGAGGAAACUCAAGGGAGCAAUAUUGACCACUUUGCUGGUCACAAGAAACUUCUCAGCAGCCAAAAGUUUGCUCAACAAAAAAACAGACGGCGUUAAGGUCAACAACAAAGCCAACACAGUGACCAGUCCUAAAGACACUGGCCCUGCCUCUGCACUGGAGCCACAGACAACUGUGAUCCACAACCCUGUAGAUGGAAAUAAGGAAUCCAUUGAAAGUGCCAACACCACCAUUGAGGAUGAAGAUGUAAAAGCCCUCCGUUUGGGCAGCUUAGUGAGCGGGGUCUUGAGUUCAAAGAGUCGCUCCUCACAGAUGUCUGACUCGGGACAGACUCCCACCUCCUCAGUUCAGACCUGCACCAAUAACAAUAAAGCUCGUAAACAGGAAAUUAUAAAAGUUACCGAACAGCUGAUUGAGUCUAUAAAUAAUGGAGACUUUGAAGCCUAUGCGAAGAUUUGUGAUCCUGGUUUGACGUCCUUUGAGCCUGAGGCCCUGGGUAAUCUGGUGGAAGGACAUGACUUCCAUCGCUUCUACUUUGAGAAUGCGCUGUCUAAAGGAAAUAAGCCGGUGCACACUAUCCUCCUGAACCCACACGUGCAUCUCAUUGGGGAAAACGCUGCAUGCAUUGCUUAUAUCCGGCUGACCCAGUACAUGGACGGGAGUGGCAUGCCGCGUACCAUGCAGUCCGAGGAGACCCGUGUGUGGCAACGUCGUGAUGGAAAGUGGCAGAACAUUCACUUUCAUCGCUCAGGCUCACCCAGCAUCCCCUCUCAUUAAUGGAAUAUCAGUGUGUGAAAAAAAAUCUAGUGGAGCAGUCAACUAGCCAAUCCUCCUGACAGCUCUUUAGACCUUUGACCCUUCCAUAAGGACGUGACGUCGCACAGGAUACAAGCAUUAUUACAUUUUACUGUUAUGGUAUUUUCUGAACAGACAAUAUCCAAACCCACCACUGGGUGGCAGCACACUGUAUUUGGACAUUAUGAAACAAACAUAUUGAGAACAUUUUGUUUUUCCUUUUUGGUUUGUUUUUUAAACGUUUUUGGUAUGCAUUUUAAAUAUAAAACGAGAUGUUUAAAAUUUUCUCUACUGUAACCUCUCCUGAAGAUUAGUUCUGUAUUUUUACGUGUAUUUCUGUGUGUGCAACUCGACAACCAUUUGGGAGAUCAGAAUGUUCAAAAAUUGAGCUUGCUUUAGUUCUGGUGAUGUAUAUACAACGUGAUUGUUGAUGACAAGAAAACAAACAAAAACAAACACUGAAUCUGCUAUUCUUGCUAUCAGAAGACUUGAGAAUUUCUGUAAAAUCAAGUUUAUGAGCUACAUUUCUGUUUGCUAUGAGCUGUCAUACUGUUUAAAUUGUCAGAUUUCAAUCUAUAGUACUAAUUUAAAUGUAAAGAAAAGCAGAGUAGCUUACACUUUGCAUUGAGAUAUGUUUGCCUUUAUAUCAGUGAAAUAAGAAAUAAGAGAAUGUAGCAUAUAUGUAACAUAUGAAAAUCCAAGAUUUAUUGUGUAGUGCAUGGUGGGGGAGGGGAGUGUUACCAUGAGUAAGAUCAUAUGAAACUAAAAAUAUCUGCUGUUUAAUUUGUCAGUCACUGACUUGUUUGCAUUUGUUAUUGUUGUGCAUCAGUCCUGUCCCAAACUGUUUCUAAUGUCCUCCAGUGUCACGAAAGUGUUGUAAAAAAAAAAAUAAUAAUAAUAAAAAAAUGUCUUAUCUAAGCCUCAUGUUGAACAGGAGGGAAAUAAAAUGUUGGCUGCCGAAGUACCACUUACAUUUUGUAUUAAAAAAUUAACAGAAAGGAACACAAGAUCAUUUUUCACAGUUUGUACUUGUAUCGUGUGCCUGUGUGUCGGCUUUCUGUUGUCAUUCUACUGUCAUACCUGCCUGUUGCUUUGCCAGCUGCAGAGAGAGAAUUCAUGUGAUAAAGACAAAGAAAAGGCCCUGGCAUCUAACUUCAGUCACAUCAAGUGACAACCAGAUGACACUGGAGGGAAAAUGUGGGGUGAAUAGUUGGACGGCCUUGGAAGCUGGGAUGUCUUCUAUGUUGAGCAGUGCUUCUGCUGGCUAUCUGUGUCACCAUGGCAGAACAAUGAUAGUGUCUUUGUUGCCCACAUUGUUUGCUAUCUCCAACUGGUUUCUUUUCUUUUUCAAAAGGGAAAAGAUGAGUGUUUCAUUUGACAAAAAGUAUGAUGUCAGUGCAUUGCACUACUCCUUACAUGGUGUGUACCUGUUGCCAGCAUGGCAAUGGAUGGCUUAACAUGUUUAAGAAAUAAAUAUAUCAGCCAAAAAGUG